UUCCCACUUCUAAAGGGCAGCCAUAUUUACCAGACUACUCGAAUUAAACAUAUUGCUACUAGUAAGGCUUACUAAAUAUUAGUGAUCCCUUUGGAUUUAGAAAAAUAUCAACAUUUCACAUCCAUUGUAAGUUCAUACUGCUGCAACAAUACAAUAAUUCAAACAUGGCUGAACAUCAGCAGCAAUCAGUGGAAGAUUCAAAUAAAUGUUCUAUUUGCCUAGAAAUUUGUCAAGAACUAAAAACAUUAAAUUGCCAACAUGGCUUCUGCCUUCCUUGUCUUCAAAAUUGGAUAAUGGAAAAUGAUGAACUGGAAUGUCCAAACUGCCACCUAUUGCAUCUUUUUCCUGAGGGUGAACUUCAAGCAUUACCGUCUAAUACAAUUGCAGUGGAAACAUCAGAAAAUAUUGAUGAAAGUCAUGGUACCAUUGAGUGUUGUUGUGGUAAAUGCAAUGCAGACUUCUACUGUAAGGAUUGCAGUCAGUAUUUGUGUACUUCUUGCAAAAUUACUCACGAAUUAUUUCCUGCACUCAAGAACCAUACACUACAGUCAAUCAAUGCUACGCUACUAUCCACUGAAGCACUGCUCCAGCCAAUGUGUCCACAGCAUGAGAAAGAGUUGGAAUUUUAUUGCAAAAUUUGUAAAACUCCAAUUUGUCAAAAGUGUGCUAAUACAGAGCACAGUGAAGAUGAUAAACAGCAUGAGCCAAUCAGAGCUUCUGAUGCAAUUAAUGACCUCAAAGUAAAAGCAAAUGCUUUGAUGGUUCAGGCUGAUGUCCACAAACAACAGGCACAAGUAGAAAUACAAAAAUGUAUUAAAACUACUUCAGAGCUGGACAAGAUUAGUAACAAUAUUUUGAAAGACAUCAAUAACACUGUAGAGGAAAUCAUGAAAUUUGUCCAAGAAACAGUAACAACAUUAGAAGAGAAGUUGAAAGAUGUCUGUACGGCAAAAAAAGAGAAAAUUAAUUCUCAAAUUGAUGAACUCAAAUCAACUAUAUCAGAUGUUGAAGAAAAACAAGACAGCAUUGCAAAUUUAUUGAAAAGUGGUGAAGUAACAUCCCUCCAAACAUGUGAGCAGGAAAUUAUAGACCUGCAAGAAAAGAUUGAUGAUGUCUUUCCAGAGACAGAACCUAGAGGUGAGGGGAAGAUCUACUUCUCUUCAACAAAAGACAGCAUACUAAGUUUUUUAAGUAAAUAUGGAAUAGGUAGUGUUAGUGAAAAGCCAAUUUUUGAAAUUAUAUCUGAAAAUCGAGUGAAAGUGACAUGUUGCCAAACAUUUCGUAUUGAAAUAGCUCAAAGUAUUAAUUGUGAAGUAGAUAUCAAAGACCUGACACUGACAGGGACAAAAGAAACAAAUGCGUAUACAAUGCAACCUGUACGUUUGGGCAUGCCGACCGCUUACAUUUAUCAGGCAACAGAAAACUUACCCCGCAACAAAACCUAUCUCACUCCCAGAAUUAUUAGAGAUAAAGAAAAAUAUUUUGUGGAAGGAUCUUCUGAAAAAGAUUUGACAAUAGAUGUCAAGUUUCGUAAUUCUUCCAUUAAAGGAUCUCCAAUCCAAAUAACUGUUGAAAAAUCCAAAUUAGUAAGAAAUGUUGGUCUAUGGAUUAUGGAUUACAGAACAAUCAGUGAUUUAGUGAUGUCUGAAAAUGGUUGGUUUGUAGCUGUUUGUGACACACAUGAGAUAUUUAUGUUUGAAAAGUCAGGAGCAUGUAUCAGUACAGUAACAUUAUCAAACACAUCAAAAGUUAACAAAGUAUGUAAAUUGAAAAACAACAACCUGAUAUUUUGUGACCAAGGUAUUAGAAACAUAACAAUUGUUCAACAAAAUGGUGAAAUUGUCAAAUCAAUAUCAACUGGUCUUACAAGCGAGAGUCUUCUAACUGGUAUUGAUGUGAAUGAAGACUUAAACUUGGUGUAUGUUGCUGAUCAAAAUCUAAAUUGUGUGCAGGUAUACAACAUGGAGAGUAAUCUUAAGAUAAAGACCAUUGGGUGUAGUAUGGGUGGUCUAGGAGGGCAAAUGAAAAGGCCUUCUGACAUUGCCGUAACAAAAGAAGGGAAUCUUAUUGUCGCUGACACUCACAAUCACAGAGUGCAAUUAUUUGGUUCUGAUGGUCAAUUUAUUAAAGUUCUUAUUGGAGGAGGGGAUAAAGAUGGUAUGGUGAUAAAGCCCUCUAGGGUAGGUGUUGAUUACGAUGAAAACAUUAUUGUAGGAAGUGAGGGAAAGGUACAGUUAUUUGAUAAUUGUGGCAAGUUCAUUAGAGUGAUUCAUCAAAAUGAGAGAAAGCAUUUUGCAUUUUCAAUCAUCUCUCAGUAUCCUCGAAGACUUGCAUUAUCAGAACUAAAUUCAAAGGAGAUCAGUGUAAUUAAUUAUUGAAAAAUAAAUCCAAAAUACAGUAGUAUGAAUCAUCAUAAAAUUCUAUCAUGUGAUAAUAUACAGUUAAUGUUUCCAUAUUUUAUCCUGUACUAUAGUUUAUCAUUCCACAGUGAAACAAAAUGUUAUGUUGUGUACAAUAAUAUAAUAAUAAUAACAACUUUAUUUUAUAACGGUCAAAAAACUCGUUCACCCAAGUGGGUGUUCUUCCACGAGGCCGUAUGGACAUUAAACAAAAUAAUUGUGUUAGAUUAAAAUAAUUAAGUGUUAGUACAAAGAAAAAACAAAUAUAUAUAAUACAUAAUAAUGGUUAUUACAUUACUAUGUUUCUUUUAAAAAGUUCUAGUGUGCUUGAAUUUUUUAUAUUGCUGUCUAAAUUAUUCCACAAAAGAGCCCCCCCGGUAACAUAGACUUCUUUUUUUAUAUUCUGUUCUUGGCUUGGGUACGUUAAGGUUGUCAUUUGACCUAGUGUUGUAUUUACUUUCUCUUUGAAUAAAUCUAUUUUUUAAAUAAUUAGG
Anneissia japonica is the source of this 2893-nucleotide messenger RNA. RefSeq names its product E3 ubiquitin-protein ligase TRIM71-like. Gene Ontology annotation, molecular function: zinc ion binding; protein binding. NCBI's taxonomy places the organism in Eukaryota, Metazoa, Echinodermata, Crinoidea, Comatulida, Comatulidae. Bases 165 to 2378 code for a protein of 737 amino acids. The transcript has 2 exons. The record is from RefSeq and is a predicted model, not a curated record.